Rosa chinensis is the source of this 416-nucleotide messenger RNA. Its product is annotated as multiple organellar RNA editing factor 1, mitochondrial-like. Gene Ontology annotation, cellular component: mitochondrion. The record is from RefSeq and is a predicted model, not a curated record. The transcript has 2 exons. Lineage: Eukaryota; Viridiplantae; Streptophyta; Magnoliopsida; Rosales; Rosaceae. Gene Ontology annotation, biological process: cytidine to uridine editing; mitochondrial mRNA modification. The coding region runs from base 9 to 401 and encodes 130 amino acids.
UCAACCCCAUGGCGCAGAACCUUCUCCGCCUCCGGCGAAGCCUAAGCAGCAGCCUCGUCGCAAAUUUCCACCGCUCUCUAUCGUCCACCUCCGCACUCUCCUCUGUCCCACGCUCCUCUUCCCCUUCCCCUUCCUCCUCCUCCCCCGCCGUUGUUCAAUCUCUCCAAUUCCGAUUCCAAUCUCGAUCAUUCAGGUCGUCCUCCUUCUCUUCUGCACGGCCGCCUUACGGUAGCAACAACCAAAAUGACGAGAUUGGCCCCGACACCAUACUCUUCGAAGGCUGCGAUUACAACCACUGGCUCAUCGUCAUGGAUUUCCCCAGAGAUAACAAGCCUUCUCCCGAAGAGAUGGUCAGAACUUAUGAGGAAACCUGUGCCAGAGGCUUGAAUAUCAGUGUGUAAGAGGCAAAAAAGAAA